AUGGCCAGCGCAUUUAGAAUCAUCAUCGUAGGAGGCGGCAUAGCAGGCCUGGCUACAGCUAUUGCCCUCCGAUCGUUAAACCGCAAAAUUAUUGUCCUUGAACAAUCCUCUUUCAACCGCGAAAUCGGCGCCACCAUCUCCCUCCAACCGAACGCCUCCAAAAUCGUCGAAAGGACAUGGGAUCUAUCCAGACUCCUUCACGAAAAGGGCUCGAUGAUGGAUGAAGGAUUUCAAGUCUAUAGCCUGGAUGGAGAGCUGCAGUUCCGUAUUCCGCUUUCGACAACGGAGAAAUAUGGUGCGGAGCGUAUGCUGUAUCAUCGUGUUGAUUUACAUGAUGCGCUGAAAGAGCGGGCGACGUCAGACAAGUGGCCAGGUGAACCGGCUCAAUUGCAUGUUUCGAGUCGUGUUACGCAUUGUGAUUGUGAAGACGGAGUUGUGUAUACAGAAUCUGGGCAGACGUUUCAAUCCGAUCUGAUCAUUGGUGCGGAUGGAAUCAAGAGUGUCGUUCGUGAUUCAAUCCUGGGGACAAAAGUACCUGCUUUACGCACAGGGCAUUCAGCAUAUAGAAUGAUUCUCCCUGUCUAUAAGCUCCUAACAGAAUGCAAGGCAUUUUGUGACGUAGUCGACCCUACAGCUUCAUAUACGACCAUGAUAAUGGCCCACAACAGAAGAAUGAUCAUGGGCCCGGCCCGAAAUGGAUCGGUAUACAGUAUCGUUGCCAUGGUUCCAGACGAAGGAAUAAAUGAAGAUGCCUCAAAUACGAGUUGGACGACACACGGGGAUAUUAAAAAGAUGCGAGAAACUUUUGCCGACUUUCCUGAAUGGGCGCGUAGCCCCUUGUCGUUGGUUGCAGAUGGUGAAGUUGGGCUCUGGCAACUCCGUGAUAUUGAUCCGUUACCAACUUGGACGAAAGGACGAGCUAUACUCGUUGGUGACGCGGGACAUGCAAUGUUACCAACUCAGGGUCAGGGCGCGAGUCAGGCUAUUGAAGAUGCGGAAGCCGUUGGUGCAUUUUACGCCGAUAUUGCUAGCACUAUUGCCGGAAAGAAGGCUCCUUCCUUCGAGCAGAUAAAAACCAUCAAUGAAAAGAUCUUUGCGUGCCGGUAUCAGCGAGCUACGACUAUCCAGCAGUAUAGUCGACAAGCUGCUAAGCCAGCUACGGAGGAAGAAAGUGCAAAGAUUAAGAUGAGUCCGAGUGAGUUUAUGGAUUAUAAUUGUAAUUAUAAUGGAGCUUUGGAGUGGGCUAGAGAACAGGAAAAGAACCAGGAGAAAGACGUAGAGGUGAGUGUUAUCGGGAGAGAGGUGAAGGCUGGGGCACAGGAGGUAUCUGUUUAG
Molecule: messenger RNA, 1335 nt
Organism: Talaromyces stipitatus ATCC 10500
Lineage: Eukaryota; Fungi; Ascomycota; Eurotiomycetes; Eurotiales; Trichocomaceae
Product: monooxygenase, putative
Exons: 2
Coding region: 1-1335 (444 amino acids)
Molecular function (GO): FAD binding; monooxygenase activity
Source: RefSeq, a predicted model, not a curated record